Molecule: messenger RNA, 1212 nt
Organism: Lachancea mirantina
Lineage: Eukaryota; Fungi; Ascomycota; Saccharomycetes; Saccharomycetales; Saccharomycetaceae
Source: the annotation of a GenBank genome assembly
AUGUUACUGGAAAGAAUUCACAACAGGCUCCACGGGGUAAAAUCACGCAGUGCCAAGAAUGCAGCCCAGGAAAACGAAAACGAGAAGAGGCGCUUGUCAUUGCUGGCCGAGACGGCAGAACAAAUGGCAGAGGAGGACAUGAGCGACGCGGACGAAAUGAUGGUGGACAGUGGAGCUAUUGAAGGGACAAGCGGGCGUGAGAUCGAUCACGACGCGGCGUCCAGUCGGAGGGAUUUAAAUAUCAACACGCAGCUAGCGCAAAUGUCAGCGUUCGGUCAGCAUACCCCGGUUAUGACGCCGACCAUGCAACCUAUAAACCCGUACGUCUACAUGAACAACAGAAGACAGGACAGCGUCGCAUCUUUGGCGAGUUCCGUAUCGGACGUUUCCCAUUUGCCCGCAACGGCUCCUCGGUCGCAGCUGAAUGGCGCACCUUUUACAAACCACUUCGUAGCGCUUCUCAUGGACGCAUACCAGGACGUCUGUUCGGACCCCACGGUAACCCCGUUCGACGCUCUUAACCCGCCAUCUGGCAUUUUGAAUAGGACCGCUAAAGUGGCCGUGGAGAGAGCAGACAUGAAGGAAAUCGAAAUAGGCAGAGAAAAAAACGCGUGGCUUGUGACUGCGGUACGGCAGCGGUUAUUGCAAGAAAUACGCAAGGAUGAAUAUCUGUCGCGGAACAGCUCCAUCGUAUCACUGCCGCCUGUGCCGCAAUUUAACGGCGCAGACGGAAUGCCAUUAGCCCCAAGCGAUUAUUUCAACAUCAAUACAGAUUUCUCUUCUCAGCAUUCGUUCCCGCUCACGGCAAGCCUGGGACCUCAACAGCCGCUCCAGUCUCCUUUUGAGCAUCGUCCUGUCAUAUCAAAGACGGUACCUCGAGCUCGAACAGACAGUUUUAUUAGCGCUGCUGGUAGAAGUAGAAGCGGGUCAAAUCUUAUGUUUUCCAUGCCGCAACAAAACGUGGGCCAGGGAGUACAACAGAACCCUAUAUUGGAACACAACGUAGGAAGGUCACGAUCUGGUAGCACGGGUUUUUUCAUGUUGACGCCCAUGAACUCACAUGCGCCAGACGUGCUCCUACCUACCCUUUCCAGGCAGAGAAGCUGUACAUCUACCACGCUGGAUGACAUGAUCAGCAGUGAGACUAUGAAAAGAAGAAGAGAUCUUCUUCGAACCAAAAGUUACAAUUCGAACUCCAUGAACACUGAUUAA